Molecule: messenger RNA, 3211 nt
Organism: Klebsormidium nitens
Lineage: Eukaryota; Viridiplantae; Streptophyta; Klebsormidiophyceae; Klebsormidiales; Klebsormidiaceae
Source: the annotation of a GenBank genome assembly
CCUGUACUUGCAUGCGAAGUUGCUACUGAAAGCUGUACGUAAGGAUUCCGAGUAUCUCAGAGCGCCAGAAGCAGUCCACCUUGCUUGUAGGACUAGGCAUUCAGUGACUUUUGACAGCCUGCCAAACAGAGAAUGUCCUUGUUUCUCGCCAGCUGGCGUACGCACCAUUCAGCAGCGAUAAGUUUGGAGAGCUUUGUUCAACGAGCCUGGCGUUCUCCGAGUAAGUGUUGGCUGGAUUCCGAAGCGGCUAGAUAAGUUGCAGGAGAGCUACGCACAACGCGCCUAGCGUUCUCUGAACAAGCUUGGCUGGUCCUGGGAUCGGUGGAUAGAUCUGGGACAUGGCGGGCCACCAGGCACGGGCCCCUUUGGUGUGCCUCAUCUCGGGGGUGAUCACCGAGCUGGGCAGAACCAUCUCCUACACUUUUGCGGAAGAGGGUGGGCGCCCGAUCCUGGUAGGCGAGACGGGCCAGCGGGACGAGCUGGGCAAGAUCGCGAAACGGUGCGGCAGCAUCGGCGCGCCGUCAACGGUUGACAUCCACCCGGUUCAGCUGCACAACAAAGAGACGGUCGACCAGCUGUGCUUCAACGUGCUCUCGCGGCAUGGCGCGCUCGACAUACUAGUUAACAACCCGGAGGGCAACCCCGGAACCUGGGACACCGAGAUUUUGCUCAAUCUAGUGGGGCACUUUGCCUCGGUGAUGGGCGAGAAAGGCCGGGGCGUGACGCUGAUCAAUCUGGAGCACCACGAACCGGAGGAGGUCGAAAAGAAGUUGGCCAAGUACGAGAAUCUGACGGUGGUCCAGGUGAAGAAGGCCGAGUUCGACUCGCCGGACAAGAUCAGGAAGGUCCUCAAGGAGCGGCUUGGCCUGGGCAGGCUUCUCCCGGUCGACGCCCCGGUUGUUACAGGCGAUGCUCCGAUUCACGAGCCGAUCGGCGGGAUCGUCGAAGCGACCGGCGCAAGGAACAACAACGGCCUGCUCCAGCGCGAGACUGCCCCGGGCGAGCUGAACAAGGCGGUGUCAGACUACUGCGGCGCGGUGAUGCAGCCGGUGGACCCCAAUAAUCUGGAGCCGGAGCAGGAGCACGAGUACAAGGACGAGCCGCAGCGGACGCCCGACAUCGUGGUGCAGUGCUACAAGCCAUUCAACGGCGAGCCCCCUCACGGCGUCCUGCUGAGCCGUUUCAUCACACCGAACGAGAUUCACUACGUGCGGAACCACUUGCCAGUUCCCGCCAACGCAGGAACGAUCAACACGCACAAGAUCGUAGUCGAGGGCGACCCCGACUUGAAGCUGUUUUGCGCGGAGCUGACGGUGCAAGAUUUGAAGGACAAGUUUGAGGCGGUGACGCUCACCGUGACGCUGCAGUGCGCGGGGAACCGGCGGAACGACAUGUGCGCGGUGGAGACAGUGUCGGGCCGCGCGCCGUGGAACGCGGGUUCGAUCAGCACCGCCGAGUGGACGGGCGUGCGCGUGCGCGACCUCGCGCGCCACAUCGGGCUGGACCCCGACCGCGCGCGCCAGCUGGGCGCCAAGUGGCUGACCGCCACCGGGCUGGACUGGCACCGCGUUACGCAGCAGCACUUCGAGGCGUCUAUCUCGACCCAGAAGGCGCUUGACGUCAAGGGCGACGUCAUCGUGGCAUACGCGAUGAACGGCAAGGAGCUGCCGCCCGACCACGGGUACCCGGUGCGCCUGAUCGUCCCGGGUUACGUGGGCACCCGUUCCGUCAAAUGGCUCCAGCGGAUUCUAUUCUCCGCAACGGACUCGCAGAGCCCCUGGCAGCAGAUCGACUACCGCCCCGCGCCGCCGAGCGUCAAAGUGCACGAGCAGGCAAAGCCGCAGGAGUGCGCGCCGCUUAUGGCGCUGCCCGUGCAGUCCGCGAUCCUCAUGCCGACUGCCGGGUCAAUCAUAGCACCCGACCAGACCAGCAUCAAAGUGAAGGGUUAUGCGUGGUCGGGCGACGGCCACGCCAUUGUGCGGGUGGACGUGUCUUCGGAUGAAGGGCAGAGCUGGACCCAGGCCAAGAUCACCGAGGGGCGCUCGCAGCCUGAGGGCCGCGCCUGGGCAUGGGCCCUGUGGGAGCUCUCGGUGCCCAUCCCGUCCGAGAAAAAGGCUGUGGGCGGCAAGAUGACGCUUACGUGCAAGGCCUUUGACGACGCGUGGAACACCCAGCCGCGCACCACCGCCGAGAUUUGGAACUACCGGGGACUUAACUGCAACUCGUGGCAUACCAUACCGGUGUGCAGCCAGGUGGCGCCCCGGGGGACUGCCACCGGGCUGAUGCAGAAGGCGGGGCACGGGCUGAUGGAGAAGGCGGAGCAGGGGAUGAAAGCGCUCGGGGUGGCGUGAGAAGACGGGGACGCCGCUGGAACUGAACUUAGGAUCAGAAGAAAAACGGCGACGAGUCUUGGACUGAAGCGAGAUCAGAAGAGAAACGAUGACGGGGAAUGCAGAGGAGCAGAGGUUUUGUGAAGGUGUCGUUGUGAGUUUUUUUUCUAAAGAUUUACCGAAAGGUUGCGCUCGGGUUUCAGGGUUGUAACGGCGGAUUGCCUGCGGCUCUUAGAAGGACGGUGAGGACCGCGUCAAGUUGUUUGCAUCGGGAAGGGGGACAAGGCCCAGUUUUGUUCGAAUUGUGUAAGCAGCCAUAAUUUACGAAUCGAGCGAAAUUGUAAUCAGAUGACUGGGACACUGUAUUAGGAGAUUCACAUCAACUUACGGCAUUGUAAAUACUUGCGAGGAUACUGCUGAAAGUAGGCUUGCGUUCACACACUAAGGCACUUUAAUUUGGAUGUCUCCAACACAAAUUGGAUGACGUCAAAGCCAGGAUGACGUCAAAGCCAGGAUGACGUCAACACCAGAACUUUCGGAUGAUAACGGAAGGGACGUUCUAUAUGACGCAAUCUCCCUCAAGAAUUGCUAGUUCAGAGCAUUUGGCCAUCAACACAGUAUAGCAAACCCCCCAAAAUGUCGACUUCCAACUCAAAUAGCCUGCUCCAUUGAGAUCCAUAGCCAGUGCUGUAGGCCGUGCCGAAGACUAAAAGUUUAGUAACAACGUUAGGGCUUGGGAUCGUAGGUCUCAGGGAGUUGACUCGCAGGAUUCAGGUACUUCCAAGUCAGUAUGACCGAUGGCUUCAAGAUGCAAGCGAUGAUGUUCCUGGGUCAAUCUGAUCUGGAUUGAAGUCACACGUCGCAGCUAUACCGGGGCAAGC